Colletes gigas is the source of this 1662-nucleotide messenger RNA. RefSeq names its product DNA-directed RNA polymerase III subunit RPC4 (gene RpIIIC53). Gene Ontology annotation, cellular component: RNA polymerase III complex. The record is from RefSeq and is a predicted model, not a curated record. Gene Ontology annotation, biological process: transcription by RNA polymerase III. The transcript is spliced from 7 exons. Gene Ontology annotation, molecular function: DNA binding. Lineage: Eukaryota; Metazoa; Arthropoda; Insecta; Hymenoptera; Colletidae. Bases 367 to 1560 code for a protein of 397 amino acids.
CAACAGUAUGGUCGUACGUGUGCGAUGUGUCGAGUAUGUAACAUGAUGCUCGCAUCAUAUAUCUGAAAAAUUGCAAAUUCUAUUAGAAAGAAAUACCCGAUAAGAUAUUUUAUUAUAAUGUUGUAUUUAUUUGCUGAUAUGUAUGUAUCUUAAUAAAAUUCAUUUUGUUACUAAAACCUUUCUGAUUAUCGUGUGAGGUUAUGUGCGAUGUAGUGCUUUAAAUUAUAAUAAUAAAUCGAUCCUAAGAAACACGACAUUGGGAAUACAUAUAGUUCUAUAUAAAAAUUACUGAUUGAUUGAAAAAAAGAGCAAGACUUUUAUAACGUUUGUUGAUUAUCGAUAUUUAAGAAAUAACAAUCGUCAACAAUGGCUUCUGAUAAGUCUGUUAAUUCAAAUCAUACGCUGUCAACAAACGUUAAGAUAAAAGUAGAGCCAGGGACAUCGAUGCCCGUCUCCAUAAAGAACAUUAAAACUGAACCUGGCUUGUCUACCACAACAACAACCAGGUUAACUUCUUUCCGCUUGCCAAGGGACUUAACAUUGGGAGGCAAUAUUAAGACUGAGAAACCCAAAAAAGUAUACACGCCAAAUUUAAAUGCUCAAAGGACAAAGAAGAAAGACGACGGGGUACAAAAUGAUUCAACAAAGUCGGUUAAGGGUCAGGAACAUAACAGAGGACGUGGCAGGGGUGACAGGGGUAAAAGGACUGAUAGAGGACGUGGAAGAGGAAGCAACCUAAUACAAUCUAGUGGUAUCUGGUCUAGUGGCGCAUCAAACACGCAAAUAAUAAAACGCGGCAGCGGCGGAGGCGGUACUAGAGAUAGUGAGAGAAGCACUCAGUCAGCCCUAGAAAGGCCAAAACUCGAGUUAAAUCGCAAUAUUAAUAAAGCAGAAGAAGAGGAAAAAUUAAAGCAAUUGCUAAGAGAUGAUUUUAUAGACGAUGGGGAACCUUUAGAUUAUGAGAAUGGACCUAUUAUGUUACCAAUGUUCAAAGAGGCGAAAGUGCACAAAGAAGAAGUUAAAGAGAAAAUCGAAGAAGAACAGGACAGAAAACCGACUAUUUUGGAGAAUGGAGAGGUAUUAUCACCGAAAUAUGAAUUUAAAGUUAAGGUAGCGAAAUCUGGUGUAGAAUUGAAAGAAGAGUUUGAUAGCAUUCCCCAAAUGAUCGAAAAUAAGACAAAUUCUUACAUCUUGAUACAGUUUCCAGAUUGUUUACCAGGCUUUGUAAGCAAUGAGGAAGAUACUAGACCAACUCGUUCGAACGUCUCAAAUCACGACAAAGAAAAUGGACACAAUUCGGAAACGAACAUGUGCACAUUAAAUAGCUUGAAGCCUGGUAUUCUAGGCAAAUUACAAAUUUUAAAGUCUGGCAAAACACGCUUAUUAUUGGGCGAAAACAACUUGAUCGUGGAUGUUGGAUCGCACCUUAGUUUCCGACAAGAUCUCCUCGCCGCAAAAGUGGAUACCGAACAAUUAAACGGCGAUUUAAUUAAUCUUGGGCCUGUCAGCAAUACACUUAUUUGUUCACCCGAUUGGGAAUCCAUGUUGGCCAAAUUGUAAAUAUAUUUAUAUUAAAUAUAAUUUUAUCGUUACGUGUUCCUUAUUGUAAAAAAAAAUGAAUUAAAUGGGUAGAUUUAUACAUCACUACAAGUACGAAUUACU